AUGUCGGGAGUGAUCCAGCAGUUCCCGGUGGAGAGAGAGUACCAGAAGAAUCCCAGCAUCAGCUCCGAGGACAUAAAGAAGUUGAGGGACUGGAUGAAGACUCAGACACAUCUACCUGAACAAUACUGGACAGAUUUGGAUCUCAUAAUCGCCUACCACUGUUGUGAAUGUAGUACAGAGGUCACCAAACAGGUCAUUGACCUACACAUCUCCACAAGAACCUUGUUCAAAGAAAUUUUCCAGAAUCGAGUUAUUGAUAAAAGAAUUAUAGACACGCUCCAAAUUGGACUUUUUACUGCACUACCAACGCCGACUGUUCACGGCUACCGAGCGAUGUACUGCCGUCUUCUUGAUGGAGAUUACAGAAAGUACAACCUAUCUGAUAUGCUCAGGACCUUCAUGGCUGUCUUUGACCUGUGGCAGUAUGAAGAAGGAACCUGGCCAGGGUUUGUCCUGAUACUGGACAUGAAGCUGACCACAUUAAAUCAUCUCUCAAGGCUCGAUAUCAUGGCGGUAAAACAGACGCUCUACUUCCUACAGGAAUGCAUGCUGGUUAAGCUUAAAGAAGUACAUUUUACGAACGCUCCCUAUUUUAUGGACAAAGUAAUGAAUAUACUAAAACCUUUUAUGAAGAAUGAUUUGAUACAAAACAUUCAAAUACACAAGAGGGAUUCCGAGGAUUUGUACAAGUUUGUUCAUAAAGAAUCAUUGCCAAGGGAAUGCGGUGGGAAUUACAAGGAUUUGAACACUUUAAAAGACUAUGAAAUCCGUCGUCUACAAGACAACAAAGAAUUCUUCGUGAGAGAGAAUCUCCGUCGAGUGAACGAGUCUCUCCGACAGAACGGAAAGACCAAGACUGUUGAAGACGUGUUCGGCAUUCAAGGAAACUUCAAGAAGUUAGAUAUAGAUUAG
Messenger RNA from Danaus chrysippus (African queen), 912 nucleotides. NCBI's taxonomy places the organism in Eukaryota, Metazoa, Arthropoda, Insecta, Lepidoptera, Nymphalidae. The record is from the annotation of a GenBank genome assembly.